AGAGAGAGAGAGAGAGAAGGAGAUUGGAUAUGCACUUGACUGCCGCCUCGCUUCCGAUCUAGGAAAUAAAAAGUUUCAAUAAACAAAGUCGGUGAAGGAAGGACAGUAAAAAUUAAGGACCGUUGCUCUGAGAAAGGAAACCAGUUAAAGCAGAAAGGAAAAGGGUAAAAAAAAAAAAAAAUACGGACUCUGUUAUUGUCUCUGGAUUUCUAUACGCUAUUUAAAUAAGUUUUAUUCCAAAUGUUUAUUGAGCAGGUUUUCUAAAUUAGGUAUUCAGUACGUUACCGUCUCACGGUCAUCGCGAUUAUGAUACAUUUUCAUUCAGAUUUAUUCAUAGAUAUCAUUAUCAAAGGCACUUAAAAAUAAUACACGCUGUGGAGGAAUAGAGAACAUAGCUUUAUUGAUUAUUUUUGUCUUGUUAAGUAAAAGGUUUUCGGAGGAACUCAAAUUGGAUGUUUGUUUCUUUGGACAUGCAUUAACACAAUCUUUUUAUUGUCGCUUGCAACAUUGUUCACAUAAUGCAUGGUAUGAACUUUUGAACAAGGAUAAUAACACAUGUAAUAUACUAACAAGAACUUCACUUUUUAUGACUACAUGGCAAAAGCAAUCAACUUACACAUGGCACCUGUCCCUGGAGGACCCGGGUUCAAGUCCCGCCCGCCGAUACAAGCUGACUAUAUUCAGUCAUCGAGUCGCUUAAAUCUACCUGUAUGCUGUCCUGAACACGUUCCAUCAACCCGGACUCUAACGGAACUCUCUAGAGUGGAGCGAAGACGAGUUCCAGAUGGGCAGCAUGAGUCAAGCAAGCAACACUUGUCUGCACCACCAAUGGGUAGGGUCCGACCAACAGGCGCCAAACAUAAAAAAAUAAAUAAUUGCCAAGACAAUCAUGACACCGAAAUAAACUUGGAGCAGUUUGAGAGUUAGUCAGCAUAUCAAACGCAUAACAGCUGUCAAAAGGUGCAGAAGAAGGACGUUUUGCUUCCUAUCACCGUUUUAGUCCUAUUUCAUGUUCCGGUGUGGUGCUUUUGAAAUCUUUGGCAGCAAUACCACUCGUUCCAUUGCUCAUCAGGUGGAAGUAAUCUAAACUAAUAGGAGCCUUAUUUUUGGAGUGCGUAGGUCUUUUUUUGUCGAUAUUAAUAUUUUUAGAACCUUGACUCAUUUUAUAUUAUAUGGCUUUUCGCAUGCCCUAGAUCAGACGAUUAUAAUAUUAUAGAUGUCAAAAAUUACAAUGUUGUGCAAAUAGUAUAAUCUUCAGAAAAGUUUGAUACAGCAAAGACACGACAUACAACUUUAACUACACAACUAAUCCUCGUGUGCAGCAACUACAGCGAAGGUCCCGAUAAGUAGCACCGAUUGGACAACAAAGCCGUGGAUCAUAGGUACUACCUAGCCACAGGCACCAGGUGAGGAAACCCAAGAAAUUUAUUCUCACCUGGGGUCAAUGGCGAGUUGCUCACUGACAUGACCUGACCUACAGUGUCCAGAGCAGGAGGAAGGAGGGAGAACAACAGUGGUGAGAAUCGACCACUCCUGCCUAUAUCCUCCCACCCCCCGUCCCACCUUUACUACUGACACUUUCGGGUUUGCAUGCAUGCAUGAUAUAUUGCUGCAUGAUUUUAUUACUGCCUUCCAGUUUGACCUUAACCUCCCGAGUCAGUAUAGACAAGUACUUUGUUAGAAAAAAAAGCAGUGUUUUCUUAUGGUUAGGUGUCUCUCCCUUGAGUUGUAUAUAAAGAUAGCAUUUUUAAAUUUCAAGCGGACCGCCCGAAGCCUCUCCCUACGACCAGCGCCUCGCCAGGAAAAACGCGAGAGAGAAGGAGAAAGAGGCCGCCGCCAUGUUUGAGAGCGCCCACAUCUUCCAGGAGUACACCUACAAAAAGAUCACCGCCUGUGAUGUAUGCCACCAGAUCCUGAGAGGUCACUCUCGUCAGGGUAUCAAGUGUCGCAUGUGCAAGACCAACGUACAUGUAGAGUGCCAGGACCAGGUAGCGAAAUGCCAACCCAAGUCGCGUCUGCUCCGUCGUCAGCGCUCCACCUCCGAGAUCGAGUCCAAACAAAUGGAAGGCGGGGAUGACGACACGGACCCCAGUAUCACCUUCAGCUCCCUUAUCGCCAGCCAGCCGGCAAGGCGAGGCGCUGAGCCGCCCUCCACCAGUGCCACUACCGAGAUCCAAAUAGACAAGACAGAGAAGACAGAGGAAGUCGACCUGAUAUACCAGGUUCUCAAACAAGCAGGGGAUCUAGGUGGGCGGCGAAGUACUCACGGGUCCAUGGAGCGAGAUCUUGGGCGGGACCUGGGUCGUGAUCUCGGGCGUGACCUAGGGGGCUCAGCCGCUUCCUCAGGAUCAGGGAGCGCAACAUCCCUCCACAGACGACACCCACGACCCACUAAUACAGGCUCCACCCUCACCGUGAACCCAGCUCCUGUGGCCUCCUGCUCAGGUAAGUCAGCAGCGGUAGGAGGAGCAGAGGCGGCAGCAGAAGCAGGAGAGGGAUGUUUAGACCAGGAUGGGAUGACGGCAGCAUCCGUGAGGAGGAGACUGUUUGGCAAGAAGAAGUCCCAAUCAGAAGGGACGGAACCGCCAGUCCCACACGGUACCCGAAAGACACAUUAGCACACAAACUGCGGAUAUCCAGCGCUAGUCACCCCUCCUUACUGAUAGCUUGAGCCCGGACUUCUAACCGCAUUAUCACUGCAGUUUUUAUACUCCUUAAAUAUCUGGGAGGCGUUGGGGACUUGGUGGUUAGCCUCGUGUGAUGACCUUUGCCUUUCAGCUAAUAAAACUUUAUCUUAUUUGAUCUCCCACUGAGAAUAAUCUUGAAAAUCGAAUUGAAAUUCACGGACUUAAAAAAAUGAAAUAGUAGAUUGCUUACACGUCGAAAUAAUUUUAUUUAAAAAAUCUUUCAGAGUAUUAAUUUGGAACUUUUUUGUCAGAAGUACAUUAUUGUGAGCACAUCCAUGUGUCCAUACAAUGAUUUAUUUAAUUAAUGAAGUAAUCUAAAUGACAUAUAUUUUGAGUUUUCGAUCUUAAAUGCAUCAUUAUCAAUAGAGGAAAGUAAAAGGCAGUGGCCAUCCCUCGAGGUCACUGUUCACCUGGUCACCAGCCUUCGGUUAAAACCUCACGCAAUAUUUUCUUCGGGUCACUCUGAGGGUCGCCUCUGAGCCUGGCAUGCCUCACCACCCCCGGCCAGCCUGCUCCGGGGCCUUCUGGCUUUUUGCCUCCCACGAUACUCUAACUACUAUUUCUCUAUUCACGUCAAGUACUCCUGUUACUUUGCUGUUUCAUCAGUUUUAUUGACUUUUAGCGAUUAGUAGUUUCCCAGCCUAUACCUCUGGGACCAAGCUUUUUUUUUACAAAUAACUUUCCCAAGCUACCACCCUUAUCCCCCCAUGUAUAAUUGCCCCUUGGUCUAUUGAUAUC
Molecule: messenger RNA, 3425 nt
Organism: Eriocheir sinensis (Chinese mitten crab)
Lineage: Eukaryota; Metazoa; Arthropoda; Malacostraca; Decapoda; Varunidae
Product: SH3 and cysteine-rich domain-containing protein 2-like
Exons: 6
Coding region: 1839-2618 (259 amino acids)
Biological process (GO): positive regulation of protein localization to plasma membrane; skeletal muscle contraction; positive regulation of voltage-gated calcium channel activity
Cellular component (GO): extrinsic component of cytoplasmic side of plasma membrane
Source: RefSeq, a predicted model, not a curated record